This is a messenger RNA of Erigeron canadensis, 1260 nucleotides long. Its product is annotated as B-box zinc finger protein 20-like. The record is from RefSeq and is a predicted model, not a curated record. Bases 157 to 1119 code for a protein of 320 amino acids. The transcript is spliced from 3 exons. Gene Ontology annotation, molecular function: zinc ion binding. Gene Ontology annotation, cellular component: nucleus. Gene Ontology annotation, biological process: regulation of DNA-templated transcription; photomorphogenesis. Lineage: Eukaryota; Viridiplantae; Streptophyta; Magnoliopsida; Asterales; Asteraceae.
GCUGAAGUGCUGAACCUUACUAGUUGUAAAAAAAAAAAAAACUGUAGUUCAACAAGGGGGGUAUCACAUAUAUUCAUAUUUAUGUAACUUUGACAUCGUCCAUGCCUACUUAUAAAAAUUCAUGUACCCAUAUCUAGUAGUGGUAGUAGUAGCAAAAUGAAGAUCAACUGUGACGUUUGUAACAAACACGAAGCAUCGGUGUUUUGCUCUGCAGACGACGCUGCGCUUUGCACCGACUGUGACCACCGUGUCCAUGAUGCCAACGUUCUAGCCGGAAAACACCCCAGAUUCUCCCUCCUAUCCCCUUCGCCAAAAGAUGCCCCCAUAUGUGACAUCUGCCAGGAUAAGAAAGCCUUAUUAUUUUGUCAACAAGACAGAGCAAUCCUAUGCAAAGAAUGUGAUGUUGCAAUUCAUAAAGUCAACGAGCACACGAUGAAUCACAACCGGCUUCUUCUCACUGGUGUUAAGCUCUCUCCCGUUGCGUUAUUACCCACCACCGGAAAUAACGUUGUUCCUGGCCGAAAACCAAAGUCUAGAGACCAUGAAUCGGUUUCUAUCAAUAAACAUGUUUUAGCAUGUACUCCAAAAUUAGAUGAAGAUGAUUUGAAACCCCAACAGACGACAACACUUAAAGAUCCAAAAGUUAAGGAUUUGGGUCAUGGGUAUGCAAACUCAAGUAGCAUUUCUGAGUACUUGAUUGAGAUGCUACCUGGUUGGCAUGUUGAAGAUUUUCUUGAUUCUCCUCCUACCUUCUCUAAGGUCGAUGAUCAACAUGACCCGGCAUUGUUUUGGGACGAUUGCUUCUUACCCAAAACAACCGCAAUUUGGGUCCCACAAGCACCACCACCGGCAGCACCUCCCCCACUACAACCAGCCGCAUCUCCUCCACCACCACGGUUUCAUAAUUCUUAUCGGUUUGAACCAAGUUCAAACACGGGUUUUGGAAAUCAAAUGACCAACGGGUCAUCAUUUGUUAUUGCUCCAAGUAAUAAGCUUAAGAAUAAGAUCACUAAUCCAAAUGCAAAGCGAAAGUACGACGAUGGAAAUUGCUUUACUGUUCCACAAAUGGGGCCGCCGAAUUUUACCACCACCUUAAAGAGAUCAAGGAUGCUUAGCUAGUAAAUCUAUAAAACUUUAUGUUUGUUUUGUAUUAUUAUCUAUUUUCUUACUUAGUUUUCUGGUAUAUCUUUUUGUUGUGAUCCAAAGUUGGUUUUGGUUCUUCGAUAAUUUAAGUAUUAAUUUAUUUUAUCUUUUUGCAUA